Cryptomeria japonica (Japanese cedar) is the source of this 2725-nucleotide messenger RNA. RefSeq names its product probable galactinol--sucrose galactosyltransferase 1. The record is from RefSeq and is a predicted model, not a curated record. The coding region runs from base 212 to 2461 and encodes 749 amino acids. NCBI's taxonomy places the organism in Eukaryota, Viridiplantae, Streptophyta, Pinopsida, Cupressales, Cupressaceae. The transcript is spliced from 14 exons.
UAGUUUCACUCUCUUUCUAUCUCUUCACUCUAUAAAAAUACCCACCUGAGCAAAGAUUAAAUUUGUCUUGCAAAUAUGUGAUUUGCUCUGCAAGGCCAGAGUCAUAAAUUUAUUUCAACAAACACAGAAAAUUCUGUGUUUUGUGUAUGUUAAUCUACUAGAAGUUGUCUGCCUUUCUUUUUUGCAUCUGAUUUUCCAGUUUUCUGUCAAGAUGACGGUAACUCCUGGUAUUUCUGUGGAGGAUGGAAAUUUAAUGGUAAUGGGAGAAUGCAUCCUAUCUAAUGUUCAUGAGAAUAUCACGGUGAUCCCUGCAUCAGGGGUUGGGAUGGUGAAUGGUGCUUUCUUGGGUGCCACGUCGGACUUCAGCAAGAGCCACCAUGUUUUCCCAAUUGGCCAGCUUGAAGGCCUUCGUUUUAUGGGUUUGUUCCGGUUCAAGCUUUGGUGGAUGACACAGAGAAUGGGCACAUGCGGGAAAGAUGUUCCAUUUGAGACUCAGUUUUUGAUAGUUGAGGGUAAUGGGGGAUCACCAUUGAGCACGGAUACCAUCUAUGUUGUUUUCUUGCCACUUUUGGAAGGAGCUUUCAGAGCAGUUUUGCAAGGAAAUGAGAACAACGAACUCGAAUUCUCUUUGGAAAGUGGAGACCCUGCUAUCGAAACAACCCAUGGAGUUCAUUCAGUUUUUGUUGGGGCUGGAACUGAUCCAUAUGAAGUGAUUACAAGUGCAGUAAAGGCUGUGGAGAGACGUUCACAAACUUUUUGUCAUCGUGAGAGAAAAAGGUUGCCUGACAUGCUAAACUGGUUUGGGUGGUGUACAUGGGAUGCAUUUUAUACAGACGUCACAGCUGAGGGUGUAAAACAAGGCCUGGAAAGCCUAGAGAAAGGAGGUACACCUCCAAGGUUUCUGCUGAUUGAUGAUGGCUGGCAAUCAGUUGAUAUGGACCAGAAUGCCAAGCCUAAUGACUUUGUACAUUCAGCGAAUUUUGCAAAUCGUCUGACAAAUAUCAAGGAAAAUUAUAAGUUCCAGAAGGAUGGAAAGAAGGGUGAAAGACAAGAAGAUCCUACUUUGGGCCUUAAACACAUUGUUUCAGAAGCAAAAAAGAAUCAUAAUUUGAAGUAUGUUUAUGUUUGGCAUGCUCUUACUGGUUAUUGGGGAGGAGUUAAGCAUGAUGUUGCUGGGAUGGAACAUUACAAUCCAAAGUUGUCCUUCCCUAUUCAAUCUUAUGGGGUUAGUCAGAACCAGCCCGAUGAGGCCUUAGAUAGCAUACAAAUGAAUGGACUGGGUUUAGUUAAUCCAAAAAAUGCCUUUCAGUUUUAUAACGAUCUUCACUCAUAUCUAGCAAAUGCCGGCAUUAAUGGUGUCAAAGUAGAUGUCCAAAAUAUUAUCGAGACAUUAGGUGCAGGUCAUGGUGGUCGUGUAAAGUUGGCAAGUCAAUACCAUCAAGCAUUAGAGGCUUCCAUUGCUCGUAAUUUUCCUGAUAAUGGCAUCAUUGCUUGUAUGAGUCACAAUACUGAUGGCCUUUACAGCUCAAAGCAAACAGCAGUUAUACGAGCGUCUGAUGACUUCUGGCCAAGGGAUCCUGCAUCACAUACCAUUCAUAUUGCCUCUGUUGCUUACAACAGUGUUUUCUUGGGAGAAUUUAUGCAGCCAGAUUGGGAUAUGUUUCAUUCUCUUCAUCCAAUGGCUGAAUACCAUGCCGCUGCACGAGCUGUUGGGGGAUGCUCAAUAUAUGUCAGUGACAAGCCUGGCCUCCAUGACUUUAAUUUGUUAAAGAAACUCGUUCUUCCAGAUGGAUCAGUAUUGCGAGCACAGCUUCCCGGAAGGCCUACAAAAGAUUGUUUGUUUUCAGAUCCAGCGCGUGAUGGGAAGAACUUACUUAAAAUCUGGAAUUUGAACAAGCACACUGGAGUUCUUGGUGUCUUCAAUUGUCAAGGUGCUGGGUGGUGUAGGGUUGACAAAAAAAAUACGAUUCACGACUCUGACCCAGAAACUAUUACAUCUAGCAUUCGUCCAAAUGAUGUGGAUUAUUUGCCAAAGAUUGCAGAUGAGAAUUGGAAUGGUGAAUCUGUCGUAUAUUCCCACAAAGGAGGGGAGCUUGUUCGCCUUCCCAGAGGAGCUGCUAUGCCGAUCACUCUUGAAUCCCGAGAAUAUGAAGUUUUUGCUGUGGUUCCUAUUAAGGAGUUAGCCAAUGGCAUCACUUUUGCUCCUAUUGGGCUCAUUAAAAUGUUCAACUCUGGAGGUGCCAUUAGUGCAUAUGUGUGUGAUCCUACUACCACAACGGUAAGUUUGAAGGUCCGAGGAUGUGGAGUAUUUGGGUUCUAUUGUUCCGUGAAGCCAAAGACAAUUGGUGUGGAUUCCACAGAAACAGAAUUCAGCUAUCAAGAUGAAUCUGGUUUGGCUACUUUCACAUUGAGAGUACCAGACAAAGAUAUGUACCUAUGGGACAUAAGAAUUGAGGUCUAGGUAGACUAUUUCUUUUAUGAAUUAUAUAUCAUAAUGUAGACCAUUAGGGUUUUUUGAUCUUAUAUUGGACAAGAGGGAUCUCCUUAUCUGCUUCCCUUUACAACAUAUGGAAGAUUUGAUUGGGAAGCAGUUUUAGUUAAGUUGGAAAUCCCAAGACAGAUCAAAUUACUAGAUACCUGAUUUCAUGUAUUUUUAUCUUUGGCACCUUCGUAACAAGAUUUAUAGCAUGGUUGUUUGGCAUUCAGCUCAAAAAUGCCAUUUCAA